AUGCUUAAAAAUUUUAAAGAAGCUCAAGUCUGUGUAUGUCCUGUGGAUUGGCAAAUCUAUCUUAAAGGGCAUACUUCUUCGAGAUUGCAAUUGAAACGAGAUGAAACGAUUGUUGUUACUGACGAUAUUAUGAAGUUGGAAAACCUAGCGCUACAACCGUUAGACUUCAGAGUUAACUACGUUCAAGAUUUUGUUAAACGCCUCCUCAGCUCUUGGUCGGGAAGUGAAGCCUCCGAAUUGAAUUUAAACAUCGGUCUUUACAAGUAUGGCAUCGAUUCAAUUGUUGCAACAAAUAUGAGACUUCAAAUUAAAAACAGCAUUGGUGCCACGUUUGAGACGUACUAUUUUAUUCAACCAAAUGUGAGCGGCCUAACAAUCGUCAAUGAUAUUCUGGAACAAAUCGAGAACAUCAACACCACGAGUGUGAAGGGUGAAUCUUCACAAAAAGCUAACCAAAGCAGAACAAAUAGUUUGCCUGUUGACAGAGAGAAGGGCGCUUCUGCAGAUAAAAAUGUUCUCUUAUCUAAUGUUUUCCCCGUUUACAACGCUGAGAAUGAAGAAAGUGAAGAUGGAGUUGAAUUGCAAUCCGUUGACAACCCCGAGAAAGUAAUUCCUCUCUAUACAUCAGAAAGUGUGUUUGUGAAAGUGUUCAUGGUUCAUGGUAGCCCCAAAUCAGCCCUUGCUUUGGCAUCAUUUGCACAAGGUUUCCAAAAACAGGCCAAGAUUGCAUUGUAUGGUAUUGGAGUAGAUGACACGUCGAUUGAGAAGAGUGACUAUGGAACAGUGCUGACACUCGCCCGAAGAUAUGUAGAUUUAAUCAGAAAAAUACAGCCAAGCGGUCCAUUUUAUCUUGCUGGCUACUCCUUUGGUGGCAUGGUGGCUUACGAAAUGGCGAGUGAACUAAAAAGAAAUAAUGAAACUGUCGCAAUGGUGUGCAUGGUGGAUACGUACGGAUGGCACCCUAAAGCUUUGGCAAACUCCAACGAAUUCGUGAGAAAAUUUGCCGAGCAUAAGUUGAAGUUGACUGAAAAAUAUGUGACAAGAAAACUAAUCGAAAAAAUGGCCUUCGCUGAACUGGGUAUAAAUAAAGAUACCCUCAAUAAUUUCUAUGGAGAAUUACAAGACGACGUGAAAGUCAUUGCGGCGUUAGAGAAUCAAGCUGCCGAAGAAAACCUUGUGUUUCCUUUGAAAGAAAAAGCAGAAAAACUUCAGUAUGAACUCAGAUCUGCCGCUGAGACUCACUUGGAUUGGCAACCUUCCAAGUUACAUAAAAACAUCAAGAAAUUGAAAUGUUAA
Molecule: messenger RNA, 1296 nt
Organism: Dendronephthya gigantea
Lineage: Eukaryota; Metazoa; Cnidaria; Anthozoa; Malacalcyonacea; Nephtheidae
Product: non-reducing polyketide synthase cla3-like
Exons: 6
Coding region: 1-1296 (431 amino acids)
Biological process (GO): biosynthetic process
Source: RefSeq, a predicted model, not a curated record